Molecule: messenger RNA, 2794 nt
Organism: Chrysoperla carnea
Lineage: Eukaryota; Metazoa; Arthropoda; Insecta; Neuroptera; Chrysopidae
Product: NFX1-type zinc finger-containing protein 1-like
Exons: 12
Coding region: 38-2758 (906 amino acids)
Biological process (GO): regulatory ncRNA-mediated heterochromatin formation
Cellular component (GO): nuclear RNA-directed RNA polymerase complex
Molecular function (GO): ATP hydrolysis activity; helicase activity
Source: RefSeq, a predicted model, not a curated record
AUUGAUACUUAUUUAUUUAGAAGUAAAAUAUUUUAAAAUGGGUGGAAUAAUAAGUUCAAUUUUAGAAAUUUUUCGGCCAAAAACAAAGCCAAGAAGUAAUAACAUUGUGAGACAUUACGAAACCAAUUAUGAAACAAAACCGACAUUCGUAUCAGAAAGUAGAUCAAAAUUUGUUACUAAAGAGACCUUUCAAGUGUUAUAUCAAAAUAAACGUGUUAGUGAAAAUGAAUUGCCAUUUGGUGAUUUUAGAACUAUGCGAAUCAUACCUACCACAAAUGAAAUACUUGGACCAAACGAAACAAAAAUUCGACCAAAUAUUAUCAACGGGAAAUAUUUAAGUGUGAAUCAUUAUUUAGACAUACAUUUUCGAUUAUUACGAGAAGAUUUUAUGGCACCGUUACGUGACGAUAUUCAAGAUUAUAAGAGAAAUUCAGUAUCGAAAUUACGAAUUUACAAUGUACAAAUUGUAUCUAGACUUUGUGUUGAACAAAAUCGAUUAUAUUUUGUAGUUAAAUUGAAUUUAAGUAAAAACAAAUUAAAACUUUUACAAGAUUCAAAAGAUUUAUGUUAUGGUUCAAUGGUUAUACUUUUUCAAAAGGGUUCUUUUCAAACAAUGAUUAUUGGUUCGGUUUCACAAAAAGAUGAAAAAACUUUAGAGGAUGGUGAAAUAUUUGUGGAACCAUUAAAUUUAUGGGAUAUUAACAAAUAUUUUAACAAAGAUUUGAUAAUGAUUGAACCAAAUUCACAUUUCGAAUCAUAUCGAUAUAUAGCAGAAGUGUUUCAACAAAUCAAUGAAUAUUCUUUUCCAAUGUCUAGAUAUAUUUUAAAAGCUGAAGUUGCCAGUCAAUUACCUGGGUAUUUAACAAAUAAAAUAUGUACAAAUAUUUUAUCUAUUCUGUUAGACUUUUCUGAACAAGUGAAAUAUGAUUGUACCCAAUAUGAUGCGAUUAAAGCAGCUCUAACAAAUGAGUUUUGUAUUAUCCAAGGACCACCUGGUACUGGAAAAACCUUUAUUGGAUUAGAAAUAAUUAAAAUAUUAUUACAAAACCAUACAUUGUGGUGUUACAAUGGACCGAUUUUGAUAGUGUGUAAAACAAAUCAUGCCUUAGAUCAAUUUCUAGAAGGCAUUUUAAAAAUAACCCAUCGUCUAGCACGUGUUGGUGGUCAAUCGAAAAAUGAUAAAUUGAAUGAAUUUAAUAUUAAAGAGUUACGAAAAAAUUUUAAAAGAAAUCGAAAUCGAUCAGAUUCGUUAAAGAGUAUUACGGAUCAAAUAAAGAUUUUACAUUCCAAAUUACUUGACGCUUAUACGUAUAAUAGAGAAAUGGACUGGGAUUGGAACCCGGAAAAUAAUCCAGAGAAAAUAAUCGCUCGUAUAUUGACUUUAAAAAAUCAAUAUAAUGCUGUACUACAAAAUAGAGAUGUCGAAUUAUUACGACAAUAUCUAGUGGUGGGGAUGACUACUACUGGUGCCGCUAAAAAUCGUAGAGUUUUAGAAGGGCUUAGAUCUCCAAUAGUAUUUGUUGAAGAAGCGGCCGAAGUAUUAGAAUCACAUAUUAUUAUUUCGUUAACGACUGCAUGCAAACAUUUGAUUUUAAUUGGUGAUCAUAAACAAUUGCGCCCUUCUACAGCCGAUUAUCGUUUAGCAAAAGAUUGUAAACUCGAUAUAUCAUUAUUUGAACGAAUGAUUCUAAAUGGAAUGUAUUGUGCGACAUUAGGAGUGCAGCAUCGAAUGAGACCAGAAUUUGCACAAUUAAUUGCACCAUCUAUUUAUCCCCAUUUGAGAAAUCAUCAAUCAGUAUACGCGUUCCCAUCAAUUAUGGGAAUGACAAAGAAUUUAUUUUUUAUAAAACAUACACAUUUAGAGCAAGUACUAGAUUCUGUUAGUAAACAAAAUAACCAUGAAGCUAAUUUCUUGCUUCAAUUAUGCCGCUAUUUAAUUUUACAAGGAUAUAGUGCUAACGAAGUUACAAUUUUAACAACUUACAAUGGACAAGUGCAGCGUAUGAAAAAAUUACAAAAAUCCAUUCCGACAAUUGACAAUGUACGGAUUACUUCUGUAGAUAAUUUCCAAGGUGAAGAAUGUAAUAUUAUAUUACUGUCAUUGGUUAGAAGCAAUGGAAAAGGAGAAAUAGGAUUUUUGUCCGCUGAUAAUAGAAUUUGUGUUGCUUUAUCACGAGCUAAACACGGCUUCUAUAUGAUCGGUAAUAUGAAUAUUUUAGUAAAGCAUACCAAAUCAAAGUGGCCAGAAAUUAAUCAAGUGCUAAUCGAUAAUAAAAGUAUUGGAACUGAUUUGGUAUUGCAAUGUCAAAUUCAUAAGGAUCAACGUACAAAGGUGAAUUGCGGAGAUAAUUUCAAAGUCAAAUGUCCUGAAGGCGGUUGUUUGUUGCGAUGUAAUACAACAAUGCCAUGUGGACAUGUUUGUGAAAGGGUAUGUCACGUUCAAGAUCGUGCUCAUAUCAAAAUAAUUUGUAAAAAGCCAUGUUUAAGGCAAAUAUGUCCACAAAACAAACAUCAGUGUCAGGAAUUGUGCUACAAAAAAUGUAGUAAAUGCAUUUGCUACAAGAAUCGAUUUGAAUAUGGAGGAAGCAGGAGAAUAAUUUAUUCCAAUGACACAAAUAUACCAUCUCCUACUUUUGCUGCUUAUAGAUUACCACAAGUUGAAGUUGGAUCGCGUUAUUGGGUAGUAACCAAAAAAACAAUUGUGAUGAUAGUCUCAACGGUAGUAAAUGUAUUUAUGUUUUUAAUUGGAAGGAGAUGAUGAAUAAAGUUGUCAAAAUUAUCAGAAUUUGUAAAA